AUGGUGCGACUCAACCUGGCAGUCGUCGCUCUGGCAGCUGGUGCGCUCUCUGCUUCUGCUUCUGCUUCCUCCUCAGCCACGCCAUUACGAGGUCUCUUGACAGACGCUGCAAAGUAUCAACCCACAAAAGACGCCCAAUCGCAGCUGCGCUGGAAAUGCCUUGACGGUUCCAAGGAGCUUUCCUGGUCAGCUGUAAAUGAUGACUACUGCGAUUGCCCAGAUGGAUCUGACGAACCGGGCACGUCUGCCUGUCCCAACUCGAGCUUUUACUGUCACAAUACGGGCCACAUGCCUGCCUACAUACGUUCCAGCCGCGUAGACGAUGGUAUCUGCGAUCCCGAAUGCUGCGACGGCUCCGAUGAAUCCGACGGCAAGAUCCGCUGCCCCAACCGAUGCGAAAAAGUCGGCAAGGAAUACCGCAAAAAGCUAGCCGAGCUCGACAACCUUCGUCGUGCGGGCGCCAAGGUGCGCGACAAGUAUAUCGCAGAAGGUCGCAAGCAAAAGGAACUGCUCCAUGCCGAGAUCGCCAAACUUGAGAUCGAGGUACAAGUGGCCACCGAGAACGAAGCCAGAUUCAAGGCCGAACUGACACGCGCAGAGACGUCGGACAAAGCGCUGAUCGAUGCCAAAGUCAAGACGCCGCUAUACACAAAGCUCGUUGACUAUCAGAAUGCGAUCAGGGCAUUGCAUGUUAAGAACGCCGCUCUCAAGGCCGAGUUGCAGACGCUGACGCUCUUACUCGAUGAUCUCGCAAAGGGCUACAACCCCAACUAUCAGGAUAUGGCGGUCAAGGGUGCCGUUGUUGCGUACAAGGAAUGGCGCGGUAUCGCCUCUGCUGCUGCUGCUGCUACCGCCACCGGUGAGGUCAAGGAGGAAGGCGAGAACAAUGUCGAUCAGAUCGCUGGCGAGAACACCAAGCUCAACGAGCUCUUGGACGAAGGAGACUGGCCUUGGGCCAAGCUUUCGACUUUGUUGAGUGACGAUCCGCUCGAUCUGAUGGAUCGAGGUCUUGGCGGUGCAUUGGACGACAAGCGUGUGUAUGCUAGCGAAACUGACGGCGGUCUACUCUUCCGCAUCCACGAAUACCUUCCGGACGGCAUCGUGCCGUACUUUGAAGCCAUGGUCGACACUCUGUUGGACGUGCUCAUGAAGGCCAAUGUCAUCACGGAUGUCAAGCGCAUGCGACCCAAGUCGUCUGUGGGCUCCGAGUCGGAACCUGAGACCGUCUCGGUGGCGCGACGCGCGCACACGGAUGCAGCCGCGCACCUCUCGCGCACCACACACGAGCUCUCAAGCCUCAAACAGAAGCUCUCGGAAUUCUCCACGCGCUACGGCCGCUCCGCCGAGUUCAAGGCGCUGGAGAACAAGUGCUUCUCGAAAGACAUGGGCGAAUACACAUACGAAUACUGCUUCUUCGGUCGCGCCACACAGAUCCCCAACAACGGAGGCGCGCAAAUCUCGCUCGGCACCUUCACCAACUUCAAUCCCAAGCACGACAAGUCUGCAGACGAGGAUGCAUACUGGUUGCAACAGAUCUAUGCUCGAGGUCAGAAAUGCUGGAACGGUCCUGAGCGCAGUGCAAUCGUCGACCUCGAGUGCUCUACUGAGAACAAGGUGCUCGACGUGUUCGAGGCCGAAAAAUGCAUCUACUCGAUCAAGGUCGCCACCCCGGCGGUCUGUUUCCCGCCUCAACAGCAGCAGGCGCAACAGACGCAACAGGACGGCGGACAUCAGGUCAAGGAUGAACUCUGA
This is a messenger RNA of Mycosarcoma maydis (corn smut), 1752 nucleotides long. RefSeq lists its product as uncharacterized. Gene Ontology annotation, biological process: N-glycan processing. Bases 1 to 1752 code for a protein of 583 amino acids. NCBI's taxonomy places the organism in Eukaryota, Fungi, Basidiomycota, Ustilaginomycetes, Ustilaginales. Gene Ontology annotation, cellular component: glucosidase II complex. The transcript is spliced from 2 exons. The record is from RefSeq and is a predicted model, not a curated record.